CAGGUCAAACUAUGGAAAACAUACUAAGCGAAAUGGAAGCCACGCUUGGAGCCAGCGCCCUGUCGAGGAACCUAACCAGCCUCCGUCUACCCAUCGUCACCGGUACGGAACCCGCAACGUCGACAGCGAUCCAGGUGUUGGACAUACUGAACACACUCUACAUGCCUCUGGUCAUCUAUAUGGGUCUCGUAGGCAAUAUCUUGUCUUUCGUGACCUUUUUCUUCACGCAUCUCAAGUCUCGCACUUCCAGUCUCUACAUGGGCUCCUUGGCAAUUUCUGACUCCGGAUACCUCUGUGUCCUCUCUUUCGUCUGGCUCAAUGAAAGAGGCAUCAAUGUGUACCAACAAGGCUGGUGCCAACUCUUGGUAUUCCUGUCGUCUGCGUUCGGCUGCUGGUCCGUUUGGCUGACAGUGAGCUUCACGGCGGAGCGCUUCGUGGCCGUCCGUUAUCCCCUCUGGCGGCUGCAGAUGGCAUCCAAGCUUCGCCCCAAGGUGACCAUCAUGUUGACAGCCCUCUUCAGCUUUGCUUUCAACUCUUACCUGCUGCUCUUCGUCGGCGUCAACGACACGGAUCACGGAAGUCCAGAAUGCUCCCUGAAUUCUGACUACGAAAAUGCCUUGUACUACAUCAACAUCCUGGACACCAUCAUUACGCUGAUUGUGCCUUUCGUGCUCAUCACGGUGAUGAACUUCAUGAUCGCCCGCGCCAUUUACCUCUUCUACGCGAGGUACAAGCAGCAGCGGAAUAUUUGCCGCCCGGGGCACUCGAGCAAAGACUCGCUUGACGCCUCUCCCACCAAGCCUGACGUUUCGAACAGCUCGAGCACCGUGGCCCACGCCACGCAAAUCAGUGUCACCCGAAUGCUGCUGUUGGUCUCCACGGUCUUCAUCCUUCUCAACUUGCCCAGCUACGUGAUCCGGAUCUACGUCUUCGUGUUGUCCCUCAGUGACAGUAUCACCGGAUCUGAGCCGUACGUCCUUCAGCGGUACUUCAUGCUCCUCUACUACACAAACUUCGCCAUCAACUUUGUCCUGUACAACGCUAGCUCGAGAAUGUUCCGCGUCACGCUGUGCGACUACGUUCAGAACAGGUGGUCGGCCAUACGGGACACACUGGGAACCUGGAAGUCAAAUCUCACCCACUCGUCCACGAGUCAGAAUGAAGACAUAAUCAUAUAGGAAUUCUGUUACCGCCGACCUCCUUACGGUUGCGCGGUAGGGAACUGCAGGUUCUGACUUGAUUGUUGAAUUUUAGCACAGUUUUUAGUGCAGCUGUAUAGCUGAUUGCCUGUGUAUUUAUACAAGUGCGUCGAAGUUAAGACUACGUUCCAGCACAAGGAGACCAGUAGUCUUCACUGGGAUCACUGACCAUGGUGCUGUUUAGCAGUAUGCGUGGUGCUUGACGCUUCUGUGUAUGUGAAAAGCGACAGGGUGAAAGAAAUAUAAGGGACGAGGAAGACGUUUACGCUAUUUCUCAACUCUCGCAAGUUUAGUCCAGGCGAAGUGAAACUGGAUCAAGUGAUGCAGUGGUGCUCAGGGUUCCGACCAGUUACAACCAGGGCUUCGAGGAACGAAAGCGUUUUGCGGUACCGGUGACAGUGUUUCCAGAGUUGUUCUCAAAAGCCCUAGAAGUUUCAUGAAUCGGAAUGGAAAUUUGAACGGUGGAAUAUACAAGAAGUCAGACUACGAGUUGUGCCCAUAGUAUGGCCAGUUACUGGGAGGUGACCUCAUCACGCAACGCAGACAGCAAUCUCCUCGUGACUUGAAUAGAGUGCAACUCUCGCUGCCUUGCGACUGCAUAGUCAAGACAUUCAGCACAUUCGUGUACUCCCUCCCUCAAUGCUACACUUCAAGUUGUUCAGGGCUUCAGCGCCAUUGGCGCACAACGACUGCAUGUGCCAAACACAUCCGGGAAACAAACCACAGUAAAACAGAAAAGAGAGUUUAUAGGGACGACAAAAAAAAAAAAAAACGAGCACAUGAUCAAACACGCACAGUGACAAAUGCAACCCAUUCAAUGGUGCGGCGUGACAUUUCCGGAGAGCGAGUAGGUAGAAGACAGAGGUGCAUGUGGACAAUGGACUUUUCGUCUAAGCACAGUGUACAAACGCACAUGUGGACCGCGGGCUCCAAAUCCUCUUGGACAAAGAGCGGAGGAGUUCUUCAGACCACGACAUUGGACUCGUUGUGCAACGCUCCUAUAUGACAAUGUAAACAUGUGUCGUGCACUGGGAUUUGAGAGAAUCCACGUCUUCGCCCGUACUGGAGCUGACGUGCAGGAAAUGCCGGAUACUUCGGCAGUAGGGAUCGAGUUAACGUAAUUUCUGAGCACGACGAGGCCAAUACUAUAGGUCCCGCUUGGUUAAGCAGAGAGAGUGGGUGAAGAUAGAAUUGCGUAGAUACAGGCAAGUUGCUAGACGAAUUCUGUAACGGCAGCCCCCGGCAGCAGCUCAGUGUGUGGUAUACUGUCUAUGUGUUUGUGCCCCGCUCAGCUUUGGAGAUAUGGAGGAGGUGAAGUAACAGUUUUACGCACAAUCUUGUCAAAAAUGUCAUAUUUUGUCAUAUCAUGUCAUAUGUCAUGCUCCUACACAGUCACGAAGCAGAAGAUAAUAAUAAUUGGGUGUUUACGUCGCGAGACAACUGAGACGAAGCAGAAGAAUGCCUAUCAAGUCGUUCUACCAGUUCAUGUUUUUUUUAGGGACUUCUCGUUGUUUUUCCCGCAGUACACUAUUGCAAAAUUCAACUCAUUAAGGAAACGUUUUUGAAAUUGCGGAAUAGCUACUUUUCGGUCUCAUUCCAAAUGACGAAAUAUCAUAUGUGCUUCAUUUUCUAUUUUCCUGUAAUGUGAUCGGUCGUAUUUUAAAGCGAUAGCCUCAUAUAGGCCUCACGAACGUCGACAGCCGUUUACGACGAGCUUAUCCUCAGAUUAGUGAAGUGUAUCACGGUACGCCGGGGUGCAACAUAAAAGUGCCUCGCAUCAGGUCCACUCAACGCUCCUAUAUGACCAUGUACAGUAAAUUGAACGCACUGUAAAUAGACACAGGUCUCCAUUCCUCAUCUUCGAGUAACCAACAGAGAUAACAAUAAUGAUUGUCCAUAUACACUCCUCUGUAAUUAUUGAAGACUCAUUCGCGAUAUCUUUAUCGCACGUACGUGUACUUCGUUCAGGUGUUGACAUUUUGGUGUUGCUAUGUGCGAACUUGUUGGAUGUUGGCCUAAAAAAAACACCGUAAAAUAUGCACAGUCCUCUCUGUACUAAGUCAGUCUUGAUUGCUUUAUGCAUAUCUGCAAUGUACUGCUUCUGGGAAUGUCCUGUACAGCACACGACGUAAACACGUCAAAGAAUAUCCCGCAUGUUUGGCACGUCAAUUGAUGAACUAUCUUCGACAGCACUGUCCGGCCAAUGUUUGAACUCAAGGAGCGUAAUCUUACCUCAUAAAGAAGAAAAGCAUUGUUUUUUUUAUCCCCGAAAAUUCACCGCUACUCCAUUUGUGCAUCCGAGGUCGCGAUUUGCAAUGAAAACGUGCCCAUCUGCAGCAGAGCGUUCGUUAUAAUGGAGCGGUGAAGUGCCAAAAUCCCAUCGGCGCGCGCGGACAGUUCGCAGCCGCACGAUAUAUUUCCCCCCGUUCAUUCGCGUUCCAAUAGAGUGGACAUCAGCGUGGGUACUCUUUGGUCCUGGAUGGAACAUGUUGUAUGUUGUACUUCCGCUGUAGUGCUGUGAAAUCGUUAUCCCCAAAAUUAAGUAGCGAUUGGUUUGGCUGGAUACCAGCGUUUAUGGGUCCUCCAAAAUGCAGGGUAAAACGAACUAUGUGCCUAUAUUGGUGUGUCGGACGAUUGCUCACUCUAUACUUACUGCGUAAAACAUUCGAAUGCAUGAGGCCAUACUGUUGACUAAUAGCGCCAGAGUUUAUUGUAUACUUGUAUAUCAAACAUGCUGUCAUGUUUCAUGUAACAGAUACUUUAUUUGUGGAUUAAAAAGUUCCAGUACGA
This is a messenger RNA of Ornithodoros turicata, 3989 nucleotides long. Its product is annotated as thyrotropin-releasing hormone receptor-like. The coding region runs from base 12 to 1178 and encodes 388 amino acids. NCBI's taxonomy places the organism in Eukaryota, Metazoa, Arthropoda, Arachnida, Ixodida, Argasidae. The transcript has 5 exons. Gene Ontology annotation, biological process: G protein-coupled receptor signaling pathway. The record is from RefSeq and is a predicted model, not a curated record. Gene Ontology annotation, cellular component: plasma membrane. Gene Ontology annotation, molecular function: G protein-coupled receptor activity.